AUGGUGAAGGGAGGAGGACCACAAGGAUCUAAAGACCAACCAGACCCUCAACGCUCCAAGGAUCACCUGACCCCUCCAGAGCCCAUCUUCUCCUUCACCAAACCCUCUGACCAGGACCCUGACCGGCCCCCGGUCCUCACCCCUCGUAACCGCUCUUACACCUGUUCUGAGACAAAGCCCCAGUCCUCCGUCACCACUGCCUCAGCCUCGGCCCCGCUCCACCCCCAGACCUACACCAAGAACCCUGUGAAGCCCUCACGCUCCGAGGGGGGCAUGGUACAAACCACCAAUAGACCACAUCUGCCCAUGAAGUCCCGCCCAGGCCAGGCGGACAUCACGCCCACUAAGCCUAAAGACUACAGAGACAGCUCGGAGCUGCCCAGCAAACUGCGUCCACCUACAAGGCCCAUCCAGCCCCUCCCCAAAGAAGCGCAUCAUGAGACAACUCAACCACCGAAGAUGGGAAAUGACUUUGUGCUUUUUUUGGCUGAAAACCCUCCUCCUCUUGUCCUAUAUGUUAAAAUGAGAUGUUGAAUGGUGGCUAGUGUCAGUCACUGCAAUGCUCGUCUUCCUGCCUCUCCAAACAAGUUUCUGUACGAACUCAUCUUUGCAUAUGCAUUAGGCUGUAUUCAUGGCACCGCUCUGAGGAUUUGUGGAGUCCUCUGAAAUAAGUAUCAUCGUUCUUUUUUUUGUUGCACAAAUGCUGACAACUACAAAAGCUCUUUAGAUUAUAGGAAUCAUUUUUAAAGACUUGUACAACAAUCUCAAUUAAACUAAAGGGAAUCAUGUU
Molecule: messenger RNA, 790 nt
Organism: Oncorhynchus mykiss (rainbow trout)
Lineage: Eukaryota; Metazoa; Chordata; Actinopteri; Salmoniformes; Salmonidae
Source: RefSeq, a predicted model, not a curated record